Messenger RNA from Monopterus albus (swamp eel), 3662 nucleotides. It is a transcript of the gene cacnb3b, whose product is annotated as calcium channel, voltage-dependent, beta 3b. Lineage: Eukaryota; Metazoa; Chordata; Actinopteri; Synbranchiformes; Synbranchidae. The record is from RefSeq and is a predicted model, not a curated record. The transcript is spliced from 14 exons. Gene Ontology annotation, molecular function: protein binding; voltage-gated calcium channel activity. Gene Ontology annotation, biological process: calcium ion transmembrane transport. The coding region runs from base 391 to 1557 and encodes 388 amino acids. Gene Ontology annotation, cellular component: voltage-gated calcium channel complex.
UUGUAGCUUUAAACCCAUACAGUGAAAUUCUAGACGUGUCAGCGAAUGAGUUCCGACCAGAGGGCUGUUGCCUACAUUACCAUCAUAGAAACACAUUUUAAAGUAGAAAUCCGACCAGAAGAAAUCCUCGGGGGUUGGGCUGUGUGAAAAGUGCAGGUCUUGCAUAAUUUAUCACCAAAGCCGUCAUCUAUCCACCGCGCGUAUGGCACCGUGUGCAGUCAACGAUCAGGCCGUGAAUCCAGAAAACUGGAAAUCUUACAACGCAGGUGCCGAAGCUUCACAUCCAGAUGAAGCGCCGAGCAGCAGCCGACCCGUUUGGACGAGGCGCGGCGCCCUGCGUUUAGCUGAUGCCUCUGGGCUUAGGUGAGCGAGAACCCCCGUAAACUGCGGAUGUCCCUGACCAAUUCAAGCGUCUUUCUGCUUAAUGAGGGUUCAGCCGAUUCCUACACUAGUCGACCCUCUGAUUCCGACCUGUCCCUAGAGGAGGACCAGGAGGCGUCUCGGCGUGAAGCCGAGCGCCAGGCUCAGUUACAGCUGGAGAGAGCCAAGUCUAAACCUGUAGCAUUUGCAGUGAAAACCAAUGUCAGUUACUGUGGGGCUCUUGAUGAAGAUUGUCCAGUCCAAGGUGCUGCUAUUAACUUUGAAACCAAAGACUUUCUGCACAUAAAAGAGAAAUACAACAAUGACUGGUGGAUUGGUCGGCUGGUGAAGGAAGGGGCAGACAUCACUUUCAUCCCAAGCCCAGUAAAACUGGAGGCCAUGAGGAUAAAACAAGAGCAGAAAGCAGCAGCAAGGAAAGGAGGGAAUGCUUCAUCGGGAGGCUGGAGGUCCACCUCGCCAUCUGCAGCUAAACAGAAGCAAAAACAGACUGAACAUGUUCCUCCAUAUGAUGUGGUCCCUUCUAUGCGGCCAGUGGUGCUGGUGGGUCCUUCACUGAAAGGAUAUGAGGUAACAGACAUGAUGCAGAAAGCCUUGUUUGAUUUUCUAAAGCACAGAUUUGAUGGCAGGAUCUCUAUUACACGAGUGACUGCUGAUCUGUCACUGGCGAAGCGCUCGGUGCUAAACAAGAAGGCCAUAAUGGAAAGAUCGAACACACGCUCCAGUCUGGCUGAGGUCCAGAGUGAGAUAGAGAGGAUCUUUGAGCUGGCCAAGUCUCUUCAGCUGGUUGUCCUGGAUGCAGACACCAUCAACCACCCAGCACAGCUCCUCAAAACGUCCCUGGCUCCCAUCAUUGUCUACGUCAAAGUGUCCUCACCCAAAGUUCUUCAGAGGCUGAUCAAAUCUCGAGGGAAGUCACAAAGCAAACACCUCAAUGUACAGAUGAUGGCAGGGGACAAGCUAGCUCAGUGCCCACCUGAAAUGUUUGAUGUUAUCCUGGAUGAGAAUCAGCUGGACGAUGCAUGUGAACACCUUGCAGAGUACCUGGAAAUUUACUGGCGAGCUACACAUUUCCCUUGUUCUGCCCCUGUUAACCCCUUGCUUGACCAAAGUGUGAUCACCCCGCCCUCAGCUAACUCCAGCCAACAGUUUUCUGAGACUCAAGAGUUGAUAGAAUGAUCACGUCCACAGACAUAGGAGCAGCCUGUGCUGUUGGCUGGGGUCAGACUAAGAAGUCACAGGGCCCAGGGACCAGGGCACCACCAGGGGGCAGCAUCCGUCAACUCUCCAAGGCCACCUUCUCUGUCCACACCUGGGACAAAGAAGAGCGUGAGAGCAGAGUCCCUCAGAAAAACCAGAAGGUUGGUGAGCUGGAAGAAGAGGACAAAUAAAAGCUGUGACAUAAGCGGGAGGAGGAAGCAGAUUAGACGAGAGUCCACUUCCCUGCUGCCCCCUCGGCAAGAGCUCCCUGCUCCCAUCGCCACGCAACAACUCAGGGCCACUUUCUACAGCUGCACGCAUAUUGGUAACAAAAACCAGUACAGCAGUGCAGUCACUGCACAACACCUUCCCUCUUCCCACAUCCUUUCUCCCCCCUGAGACUUUAACUUUGAUCCCAAUUCUUCUUUCACACUGGAAGUCACAUCCCCCAUCUGGCAAAGCUGUCAGCCAAUGUGAGUUCAGAUCACCAGAAGUGGCUCUCCCAGACACAGAUAGGCUGAUUCAGUACCUGUGAACUCAGAGUAGGUUACAUACAGUAAGUACUGUAGCAUAGCACGCAACAUAAACAGGAAUUGUCAUCCAAUGUAGGGCUUCCAGGGUUUCCUCUUGAUAAACUUGGCUGGCCAAAGCGAGCAGAGAGUGACAGCAGACCAGUUCUGUAUGUCUUCCAUCUCUACAGCUCUCUGUGAGGUAUCAUUCCAGUAUAACCAAGUGUUUCUUCAAAGGCACAGUUGUUUCUGUCAGCAUCAACAUGGUGUCACCUGCAAUGGGACACACAGGGAGAAUGAAAACAUUUCUUUUCCUUUAUCACUUAUUUUGGCUCCUUUUUAACCCAGUAGCCUUUUAAAUGAUUCUUUCUCUUUAUUUUUUACUGCGACUAUCAAUAUUACUAUUUAUCAUUUAUAUCCUGAACUUCAGUAUAACUGAUCACAUAUCUACACAUAACAGUGAUGCAGAAUCUUUGCAUGACAAGCACAGAGUUGCACAUCAAGUGUUUAUAUGUAUCCUUUGUCACAGUUGUGAAUGUAUAAAAGCUGCUCUGUUGGCUUAAGAAGGAUUAUUUACAUUCACUGUGGUUUGUUUGCAAAUGGCUGGUGGCAAAUCCUAUAACCUAACAAAAAUUAAAAUACAAUUUGAUAUUAAACAAAAACAUGGUUUUUGAUAUCACUUGUAUAAAGAAGGCUUUUCCAAUAAAUAAUAAACAAACACAAAACAAAUCACCAAUAUUAAUAAUUUUAACUAAUCAGCUGCUGCGCUCGCAGUAUGAAUUUGUUUUUACCCUUAAAUGAUUAUUUAAAAUUUUCCUUCUGAUGCUGUUUGAUAAACCCAGAAAUAUAAACUGUCAUCAUCAGAUAUAAGAAGACUGACUGAUAUUUAACAUGUGAAAGUUACUCCAAAAAGCUUGUAUGAUUUGCUCCAGUCUCAACGUGGAAAACCUGAUAUUUAUGUUCUUUCCUGACACCAAACUGUUCCUAAUGAUGGUUUUAAAACAAAACUGGAAGCCUGAGACUGAAACAAUGACUCUGUCCCCUUUUGGAGUACACAGUUUGAUCUUCAGAUCUGAACUUGACCGGAGAACAUAAAGGCGCCUUACUGGGUAGAUGUAGGAGUUCAAAGAAAAUAGAUACAUAGAUAAACUAGACAGCACUCCGAGAGUGCAAAACGCCGCCAGGGCGCAACUCAGUUUCACCAUAAUGCCAUAAAAGCAAUAUUCCAAUAAGAGGUUGACCCUCAUAAUAUGAUAGCUUGACCAUGAAAACCUACUGCUGGCAUUUGGAAUGAUGCUAAUGUCUUUAUAAGUUUGAAAGUUAUUCAAGAAACACAACUGACAUGAAACUCAUUGGUUUAGGGGUAAAACAGGGACUUCAGUGAGUGGACUGCAGCCAAAAUGGUUAAAACAAACUACUGUGCUAACAGAGCUAACUUGAUCAGAAAAUGAGUCCUCACAUAUCCAAAAAUGUCAGAAAGAAAUUAUAAAUUAGCAUUACAUGGAUAGACUGACCACAUAUUCUCACUCUAAGUGGUUUAUGUGUCACCUGAAAAAAUGUCAAAACUUAAUAAAA